Messenger RNA from Amyelois transitella, 7876 nucleotides. It is a transcript of the gene dia, whose product is annotated as protein diaphanous. Bases 213 to 3470 code for a protein of 1085 amino acids. NCBI's taxonomy places the organism in Eukaryota, Metazoa, Arthropoda, Insecta, Lepidoptera, Pyralidae. Gene Ontology annotation, biological process: actin filament polymerization; actin cytoskeleton organization. The transcript has 26 exons. Gene Ontology annotation, molecular function: actin binding; small GTPase binding; microtubule binding. The record is from RefSeq and is a predicted model, not a curated record. Gene Ontology annotation, cellular component: cytoplasm; actin filament.
AUAUUUCAGUACAUUUCGCGCCUUUUAAACUGUCGCACGUAUUUUUUUAAUCAUUAUUCGAAUGUAUUUAUGGUUUUGGUUUUAGUUUUUUUUUCUUAUGUGCCAGUGUUUUUAAAUGAUGUGGCUUUUUUCAAUAUUUUCUAGACCAAAGUGAACUAUGUAACAGUUUUUUUUAAAUUAAUGAGUGAUAGGUAGUGCUUGUGUGAGUGAAAAUGCAUCCUAGUAAAAGUGGAGCAGGAACAGUUCCUAGACUAAAAAGGAGGGAAACGUGGCGUCAAAAAAAGCUGGACACAUGGUUCGGGAGGCCGAAGAAGCCGAGCGGGGGUCCGGACCGCGGGUACGACACGGUCCCGCGGGGGGCGGAGCCCCGGGCCGAGGAUGACGAGCGCUCGGCCGCCGCGGAGUACACGAACAAAAUCAACGCUCUCAACGAUGAUCAGCUGCAGAGGCGGUUUGAGGAGAUGCUUUCUGACAUGAACCUUAGCGAGGAGAAGAAGGCGCCGCUGAGGAAGUACUCCCGGGAUCAGAAACAGAAGAUGUUGGUAGCUUACAAAUUUGUUAACGCACAGGAAGGGCGGUCAAAGUUCGAAAAACCAUCGGACUACGUCACCUAUCUGAACCAGCCUGAACUGUCUGUGGGCAAACUGCACAGCUGUCUGGAGAAUCUGAGGAUAGCUUUGACAAACAAUCCUCUGUCGUGGAUAGAAGAGUUCGGAACGAAAGGCAUAGAGGCGUUGCUCAACACGCUCAACUUGUGUUAUGUUAACGACUCCCGCUACGACCGCGUGCAGAACGAGUGCAUCCGCUGCAUAGCGGCCAUCCUGAACAACACGGUGGGCAUCCGCACCAUGUUCGAGUGCCGCGAGGCGCUGCCCGUGCUGGCGCGCAGCCUGCAGCCGCGCCAGCCCGUGUGCGCGCUCGAGGCCGCCAAGGUCUUAGCCGCCAUCUGCUUGAUACCCAACGGGCACGAGAAAGUUCUGGAAGCUAUCACGAUGGCAGGCGAGUCGAGUCAGAAGCCCAGGUUUCUGCCUAUCGUUGAGGGGUUGGAUCCCAAGGCUCCAGAGAGUUUGAAGAACGGCUGUAUGCAACUGAUGAAUGCAAUAAUCACGGAACCAGAAGAAUUAGAGUUUAGAAUGCAUCUGCGUAGCGAGUUUAUGAGAACUGGACUCUAUGACCUUAUAGACGAGCUUCGAGCAAGUUCUGAACGUGCGAGAGAAAUACAAAUGACAGUGUUUGACACGCACGCGGCGGCUGAUCAUGACGAGUUCCUGGCGAGGUUCGACGACGUCAGAGUGGACUUCAACGACGCGAAUGAAUGCUUCGAGUUGGUGAAGAAUCUAGUGCUGGACACGCCGGCGGAGCCCUACUUACUGUCUAUAUUACAGCACUUGCUGUUUAUAAGAGACGACGAAUUGAUAAGACCAGCAUAUUACAAGCUAAUUGAAGAAUGUGUGACGCAAAUAGUGUUACACAAGAACGGAUACGACCCGGAUUUCAGAGCGACGCAAAGGUUCAAUAUUGACGUUCAACCGCUCAUCGACGGGCUAAUAGAAAAAUCUCGAGCUGAGGAGGAGAGGAAGGUGGAGGAGCUGAACGGCAAGCUGGAGGCGGCCAUCGCGGCGCGGCAGGAGGCGGAGGCGCGCGCCGCGCACCUCGAGGGGCGGCUGCAGGCGGCCGGCGGUGCGCCCGCGCACUCGCACGCCAACAUCGCCGCCAUCGCUAAGGCGAUAGGAAGUCCGGGAGGUCCGCCGCCACCACCUCCGCCGCCGAUGCCUGGAGGGGGCCCGCCACCGCCGCCGCCUCCCCCCAUGCCUGGAGCCAAUGCAGGCGGUCCGCCCCCGCCGCCGCCGCCCCCGCUGCCGGGCGGGCCGCCGCCGCCGCCCAUGCCGGGCGCGGGCCCGCCCCCGCCGCCCAUGCCCGGCAUGGGGCCGCCCCCGCCGCCCAUGAUGGGGGGGCCCAUGAUGCCCAGGAUGCCCCAACCAGACGUCUUACCCCACGGUCUGAAGCCCAAGAAACGGUGGGAGGUAGAGGGUCCACUGAAAAGGGCUAAUUGGAAGACAAUAGUGCCGCAGAAGAUGUCUGAAAAGGCUUUCUGGGUCAAGGUGCAAGAGGACAAACUGGCGUCUCCAGAUAUCCUGAGUGGGCUGGCCAUGAAGUUCUCCAGUAAACCUGUCGCCAAGAAGAACGAGGAUUCUGUCGAUAAAGUGCCAACAUUGAAGAAGGUCAAAGAUCUCAAAGUGCUAGACAGCAAGGCGGCUCAGAGUCUCUCAAUCCUUCUCGGCGGUUCCCUCAAACACAUGUCGUAUUCUCACAUAAGGACGUGUAUAUUGAGAUGUGACACGCAAGUUUUGACUGCCAACGUUCUUGACUUAUUAAUACAGUACCUCCCCCCCGCGGACCAGCUGAAGAAGCUGUCCGAGCUGAAGUGCAACGUGUCGGAACUGACCGAGGCGGAGCAGUUCGCCGUCACGGUAGCUGACGUCAAGCGGCUGCUGCCCCGGCUGAGGAGUCUCGCCUUCCGGGAACACUACCGGGAGAUCAUCGCCGAGGUCAAACCUGACAUAGUAUCCGGGACGGCGGCUUGCGAAGAGGUGAAAUCAAGUAGUAAAUUCGCCAAAAUACUUGAGCUCUUACUACUACUGGGCAACUAUAUGAACACGGGGUCUAACAAUGCUGGCGCUUACGGCUUCGAGAUCAGUUUUCUUACUAAGCUAACGGCGACGAAGGAUCUUGAAAACAAGCAGACAUUACUUCACUACCUCGUGGAAACCAUAGAGAAUAAAUUCCCGGAUGUACUCAAAUUCGCCGAGGAGAUGCCUCACAUAGACAGGGCGGCCCGCGUGUCAAUGGAGAACCUGCAGAAAUCCCUGAAGAAGAUGGACAGCGACAUCAGAGCUUUGGAGACGGACCUCAACAACUCCAGGGUGCCUCAGUGCCCGGACGAUCUGUUCCACGAGACUAUGAACUCAUUUGCGAAAGAAGCUCGCGAACAAUGCGACCUCCUCAACUCUAUGUAUCGCAAAAUGGAGGCAUUAUACAAUGAAUUAGCCGAAUAUUAUGUGUUCGACCCGCACAAAUAUACGUUGGAGGAGUUCUUUGCUGACAUCAAGACGUUUAAGGACUCGUUUAUCACGGCGUACCAAGAGAACGUGGUGGCGCGCGAGAUGGAGGAGCGCAACCGGCGCGCGCGCAGCGCCCGCGAGCUGGCCGAGCGCGAGCGGCGCGAGCGCGCGCACCGCUACCAGCAGUUCGUGGACAUGGAGCGCGCGCAGGACGGCGUCAUGGACAGUUUGAUGGAAGCGCUACAAAGCGGCUCGGCGUUCAGCAGAGAGCGGCCGAGGAAGAAGGCGAACCCCAGGGCGGCGGGAGCGGAGAGGAGAGCUCAGCUCAGCAGGUCGCGGUCCAGAUCUGGCUUGACAGGGGCAAUGACCGCCAGGGAGUUGACCAACGAGCUGCUCAGCAACGCGUGAUGAAGCUCACAUUAUCAAGUGAUAUUAGUAUUGUAAAAUAUAUUAGUUUUAAGCUUAAAUAUAGUCUAACACAUUCAACGGUAGAAUUUAUAAGGAGUCUUUGUGACAAGUGCGAUACUUUUCUCAUAAGAUGGGUUUUUUAAUGACAGAAUAAUGGCCUGAUGAAAUGCUUAUUUUGGCCCAAAUUGGCCUAUUUUUAACAAUCUAUUUUUAAGUAUCUUGGUAUAGAGACUAAAUUUGCAGUAUCUAAAUUUCUCUUAUCUUGGCCAUACAAAUUAGGUACAGUCAACCGCGUAUCAAGUUAACCCAGCAUGGAACUUUAAGACAUGUGUUAGAAGGCGACUGUGCAGUGAAAUAGAAAUAAAUUUAUUUUCAGAAUUGAAUACAAGGUAUCGCGUAUUGACGUCAACAUGACUUAAGUCUAAUUACUACCGCUUCCAAAGCGCAAAUGUGUAAAAGAAGCGACGGAACAAACUACACUGCACCAUUUUCAACGGACGUCAAUUUACAAAUAUAGAUCUUUUUAAUCUAAAUCUACAUAUGUGGUCAUUGUCCACAUUAAAAUUGUGAAUAAGUAUUAAAGUAAUGAUUUUCAAUAUAAGCGGCAUCUGGGCAAGUUGAUUUGCUGUUGACUGUACAUACCCUGGUUACGGCUUUCGGAACAGCUUUAAGGUCAUUCUCAUCUCAUCUUUUUGUGUUCCCAGUUGCACCCUCGGCGCUGUUAAUUUAGACCCUGGGGUCAGCUUGGGGUUCUAACAUAAUUGAUUUUGUUAUAUCCUUUGUAUAAAUAGUACUACUUACUUUAACCUAAAGAAUAAUAUGAAAUUUCCACUUAAAAUUAUAGGGUUGUGUUGCUAGAAUUUCACAAUUAUAUGCUUCCGAAAAUUCUCAUUUUGUAAACUGUAAUACUGGAUAUAUUUUUUUAAAACAUUACACGAAUUUAAGACAUUGCUCAUCUGCCAAAAAAUAAUUUUCUUUAGAAUUAGAUUUAUUUAAUAAGAGUUAUUUUUUUUAAAUUAUGACUUGUCUGCAUGCAAUGAGAUUUUAUGUUAUGUGGCAGCAGAUUAAGAUAUAAAUAAUGGACUCUUUAUUCAAAAUUUAAAAAAGAAAUAAGUAUUCUAUGUUGUUUAAAAAAUAUAUCCUGUAUUAAAGUGUACUUAUUUAUACUUCCACAUUGCGUCCCAAAAUAAUAAAAUAAUGGACUUUUCCAAUAAUUAAUGCGCUUAGUAAUUAUUUAAUUGAUAAAUAUGAGUAUCUAAUACAUAAUGUACGGUUGCUCGCGAAAUGCCUUAUAUAAUGCUAACUUUAUAUUUGUAUAUACCGAUUUUUAUAUUCGUAGUUUUGUAUCGAUAUUCAAGUAGAUAAAAUUACGCAAGUUCUGAUACAAUAAUAUUGAUUGCGAUUAUUGAUUAUUUCCAGCACGAGAUGGCAUAAUCUAAAAACUAAAAAAAGCCAGUACCUCGAUCUAGGUACUUUCAUCUAGGCCUUCCCACUCCAACUUUUCCAUUCAUACUGUUCUUGUUUAUUUCUUAGUCAACCUGUUUUCGUUCAUCGUUUCCACGUGACCAGACCAUCUAAGCAUUUACUAUUCCUGCUACAUCACAAUCUUCCCUUAUCGCGCUAUUCCUGAUCCUGUCACUCAAUUUUAAACCGAUCAUACUCCUUACCGCUCUCAUUCCCACCGCGUUUAUACUACUAUAACUUUUGCUCCCAAACAUUAGUUUUGGGACCAACACAACUCGAUGCAACGCCAAGCGAGCCAAUUUUGGACAUUUUCCGACUGCUCAUAAAGGCAACACUCCAUUCACCAUGUUCCCCGCGUUCACUCUCAUUGCAAUAUCACUAUCACACUUUCCAUCUGCUGUUAUUUGAUUCUAGAUAUACCAACUCCUUCACUGGCUCCACUCGUUCUCCUCCAAUCAAAAUAUUACUAUUAUGUUUUAAUUUCGCCUCGUAGUAGGUAAUAAAGUUUAAAAGUACUACGUUACUGCCAACUUUUAAAUAAUAACUUAAGAUUUAACAUUUUUUAUCUGUUUUUCGUUGGUUGUGUCAGAAAUAAAACUACAAGAUUCGUUUGUUACAGUUUUAACUGGAGUUUAUUUUUUUCCGUAAACAUUUUAAUAUUUUUUAUUUUUAGGCAAUUCUUAUACAUAUUAUAUAUUUUUUAAAUAUUGUGUUUCACCUACAGUUUAUUUUAUCAUAACUAUCGCAAGUUAUUUAAUAAAAACAAUUUUAACUGUGCACUUUUAUUGUGCAACCACAAUUUUAUCUUCAAAUCUGCCAUAGGGCUGAGAAGAAAUAUAUAUUAAUAAUUUUAACGUUGUAUUAGCGUUCACUACUGGACAUAGGCUUUUUAAUGGAUGCAUACAGGGAGCUGAAGGGUGACAAAAUAUAUAGCGUCAGUACGUCAAUGAGUCAUAAUAAUUUUGUUGGACUUUGGUAACUAACCAUUACACCGUGACCUCUGACGCUCAUUACAAAUAGUAUAUAAGCUACUUCUUUCUAAUGAUAAGUAUUUCUUUUUCUUUAUUAUUACAAUUGGCAAAGUCAUUGCUACUACCAAGUUAGAAGCUUAUUUGUAAUAACAAAAAAAGAAUUAGCUUAUGUACUUAUUGUAAUGACCGUCAGGGGUCGCUGUAUAUUGGUUGCGUACUUACCAAAGACCAACUAAAUUAUGCUGACAAUAGGUCAAUCAGUUGAUAUGUUGAUACAAAUGUUUCUUGUAGAAAGGUUUUAUUGAUCCGCCGAAGGUAAUUUAGCGGGAGCGAUGAUUCGGCUCGACCGCCACCAAAGGGAAGAUCUCCCGCCAGGCUGGUGUGACGCCUGGGGAACCGCGCGACAGACGAUGUUGUGUCAGAGUUUGUAUAUAUGCUCCAAUCCGUGAAAUCUUUUGCUUGCGCGAUUUAGACUUCGCUGUUUUUUUUUACUGAUAGCGUCGCGUGAUUUUAUUUUUGUGACUUGUGGCGUAUAGAUGUUGCCACAGUAAUAUUAUAUCCAACAGUUUCCAAAAAGGGACAUGUAACACCACUUAGGCUUAAAUCUUUAUACAUAGGUACAUUAGUUUGAGCGAAACUGAUAAUCUCAGUCUAUUGGACACUAAUAUGCAUUCUUAAUUCCUUCGUUUCUGUGAAGUUUUUGUACAUUCACUUGCCUUGAUGGAAAAUCUUAGUUCUAAAAUCAACCGUUAAAACUUGACUCUAAAUUGUAUUUUUCAAAGCUCUAUAAUGUAGGUUUGGUUCUUUUAAAAUGUAUUUAUUCAUAUAAGUAACAGUCUGCUCCAUUUUAAAAGACAUUGAAUUAAAUGUGUAUAUAAUGACAAUAUUAUUUAUGUUAAGAUAAUACUGAAGUUAGUUAAUUUUAAUAUUGAUUGAAAUUCAAAACAUAAAUUGGUAAACUCAUUUUUUGUACAAACCCUAUUUAAGAACAUAUCUUUUGCAAACAUUUGGAUGGAAAAUAUAAUUUCUUCUAAACUUGAGGUCACUAUCAAAAUAUUAUUACCAUUUUUAUAAGUGACACCGAAGUACCUGCGCAGGAGUGUAAUGUAUGUAUAAAGCGAAAAAAAUUGAGCGUUUGAGCCAAUCAGAGCUCUCCAUUUGAACCCACGAACUGAACUGUCCACUAUUACGAGCGAGAUAACGGGAGACAUUUUGUUUUUGGAUUUUAAGUUUGAUGUACUUGAAAUAAGGUCGUUUUUUUAAUUGAGUUUUCAUUCGGUUUGGUUUUGGCGGUAGGUUGCGCUGCCGAGGUGACUUCUAAAAGUGGUAGUAUUGUAUUACCGAAUUAUUGUAAUUGUAUUAUACAGAAUAUCGGAAUGAAGCCCGCGGUGAGCCUAUGAUUUAAACUUUGUAAUUAACUUUCUGAUAAGGUCAAGAAUUGAUGAUUAUUUCGAUUCCUUUCCGUUCCUUUCUAAUUGCUGCAAUUAGAAAGAGACCUUGAAAAAAAUACAAGUUUUGAAUUUUUUUUCCAAGGUUUGGUGGUAAUAAUAGCAGUAUUUAAAAAACAAAAGUCACAUUUGUGACAUAUAGAAAUACUGCAUCUGUUUGCAAUAUUAAGUCAAAAAUUUCUAGAACAAUAUUGAUGGAAUUUGACACAAAUAUAGACAAGAUCUUCGGGAGUUAAAUACAAAAUUCCCACGGGAGUGAAGCCCCGGGCAAAAGGGCUAGUAUAAAAUAAUUUCAGUAUGUCACAUUAUAUGUAUGUAAUUCUAUCAUUUAGUAAUAUUCAUCAUUUGUAAACAUAUAGUUUAAUAUUCGACCUCUUUAAGUAGUAUCGGAUAAUUUUUAAUGAAUUUUGUUUAAAAAUUUAGUUUGUACACUACCCUCGAUCGUCUGGUAGCGAAACGUUUACAUGUAAAUAUAUUUUUGUAAAAUGUUGCAUUUUCAAUCGAUUAAAAUGUUUUUAAAAUA